Clupea harengus (Atlantic herring) is the source of this 2912-nucleotide messenger RNA. It is a transcript of the gene pecam1b, whose product is annotated as platelet and endothelial cell adhesion molecule 1b. Gene Ontology annotation, molecular function: transmembrane signaling receptor activity. NCBI's taxonomy places the organism in Eukaryota, Metazoa, Chordata, Actinopteri, Clupeiformes, Clupeidae. Gene Ontology annotation, cellular component: external side of plasma membrane. Gene Ontology annotation, biological process: cell surface receptor signaling pathway; immune response. The transcript is spliced from 16 exons. The record is from RefSeq and is a predicted model, not a curated record. The coding region runs from base 148 to 2337 and encodes 729 amino acids.
CUCUCUCUCUCUCUCUCUCUCUCUCUCUCUCUCUCUGUAGUCUGUCUCUCUCUUGCUUUCGUUGACUGUCCCGCCCAGUGUUGAGUUCCCCCAGCUCAGUUCAGAGCCUCCGUGUUUCCCUCGGCAGUCACCUCUCCGCAGUCAGCCAUGUGCGAGCACCAACGGCCCUCUCACAGGAUUGGCACCUGCUGCCUCCUCUGCCUCCUCCUCCUCCUCCUCUUCACAUGCCAAAGAGUGAAAGCCGAUGUCAGUAUCGAUGACCUCCGCCUCUCGUUUCAUCCCAGUCCUAAUGUUCAGAGGGACACAAAUGUGACAAUUAAAUGCCAUGCCAGUGUUAGCAGAAGCUCAGGCUUUAGCUCGCCGCAAUAUGCAUUCAGCAUCAAGAAGGACAACAAAGAACUGCACAGGACCCUCAGCACUUCAAACACCUAUGACUACCCUAUCGAAGCGGCUAGGGUGUCUGACUCGGGGUCCUACCAGUGCUUCCUGUCCAUCGAGGGAAAGAGCCGAUCCAGCGAGAGGGAGAAACUGAAAGUGACAGGAACUCAUAAAGCAGUUAUUCGUGUGGACAGGAGCAGUAUCCAAGAGGGUGAUGAAGUAACGGUCACAUGCGCUGCCCCAGGAGAGAGAGGCUCGUUUAUCUUUUUCUUCUACGUGGACAACAAAGAGGUUCGCAAUAAUGAGUCCUCAUCUGAAGAAUACAGCGUACAACUGCGGCUCAAACACAGCGGCCCCAACAAUCUGACCUGCGAUUACACCAUUAGACUGUUCAGUGAAUCCGUUCCAUCGGCCAUCAGUAGGCAAGCCAUAGUCGUUGUCAGAGAGAUAGACAUUUCUGUUUUGCUGACCAUCUCCCCCUCCAUGACAAUCAUCGAGGCAGACAACUUCAGUGUCUCCUGCAUGGUGAACUCCCCGAAUAAGUCGGAGAGUGUCCUUUUAAUCAAGGGUUCGAAUAUUCUUUCCACUGGGAAAGGCAAGACUGAUUAUGGACAAACAGCAGGAACAGGCCACUCUGGAGAGUACAUGUGCAAAGUGGAGAUCAAUGGUGUUUUCAAGAUAGACAAGAAGAUGUUGACAGUCAAAGAGCUUUUCUCGAGGCCCACGCUGACCAGUUCUCCACCAGAAGCGUUUGAAGGCGAUUUUAUCCGUCUUUCCUGCCAAAGCACCAACGUCUCCUUAGAGAGCAUUAGGAAAGAAAUAAAGUACUCCAUUUUUAAAGACGGCAAUCGUCGAUCAAUAAACAACGAAAAUGGCCAAAUGACUGCCCGAGCAGGCCCUUCAGCCGAUGGAAAUUACACCUGCCUGGCAGAGGCAAAGCUCAUCUCGAAGGAAAGCCCAGUGAUCGUCAUCAGAUCUAAAGUGCUUGCCUCCAAGCCUGAAAUUAGUGUCAAGGAUAAAGUCAUUCUGGAUCGCCCAUUUCAAAUCCAGUGCAAGUCCAACGGCACCCUUCCCAUCAAGUACACACUGUUCGAAGAUGAUAAGGUCGUCUACGAGAAAACCGUGCAUCACCCACGGGAGGAGGCUCUCUUCGCCACCAGCAUCUCCAGGAAGGAACACAUCCACAAGUUCCUGUGCCGUGCUCAGAACUCCCCCCGUGUCCACGUUAGCAGCCAACCUCUGAAGGCCUUUGUUGUAGAGCCUCUGGGUAAACCCCUGCUGACAACCCUGCCUGUCCCAGACAACGUUGAAGAGGGCUCUGAGCUCAUCCUCAUCUGUAACGUUCCCAGCGGGACGCCGCCCAUCACCUUCAAGUGGUAUUGGGAUUCCUCCAGUAGCAAAGCCCACCUCCACACCAGCACGGUCAAUGCCAACUCUAGCUAUCACACCAUCCAGUGGAUGGAGAGAAUGGACAGUGGGGAAUACUUCUGCGAGGCCGUCAACCCUGCCAACAAUGUGAAGAGUGAUCCGGUCACCAUCCACGUGAAGUUGGCCUCCUGGAAGAAAGUGUUGAUUGGUGCCAUCUUCCUCCUGGUCGUCAUCGCCCUGAUCCUCGUCUUCAUCGUCCGCUGCAGAGCCAAGAGAGGUAAAAGAGAGGCGGCUACUGAACUGUCAGUAAAGCCUGCGAGCCCUAAAUCAGAUGACUCUCUCGCAGUGAAUAUGGGCCUUGACACGCCGUUUUUAAACAAAGUGGGUGUGGACAUCGUACCGAGCGUCUGGACUGACAGGCAGUCAAGCUCAGACAGCAGCAGUGACCGGAGCAGGGCCCCCUCGCACAACGGUCCUGACGUGGAGUACACCGAGGUGGUCCAUCCACAGCCUCUAGAUCCAGCCAGAGGUGAGGACUCGCACACUCACUGCAGUUCCUUUAAAGAAGGGUACCGACACCGUGUACAGUGAGCUCCAAACAGCUCCGCUAGACCCCUCUGAGCAUGUAGAUAACGGUACAGUGGAGUAUGCUGAGCUAAAUCAUGACCUUCCUGAGCCGGUAGACUGAUGCUGCCUGGACUGAGACUGAUAGCAUCACACCACAACUGGCCCCUUCUGCCUCUUGCCUUGGAAAGCUCUUCUGUGAAAACUGCUCUACUUGGAAUUUAAAAAAAAAUCAUUGUACAUUUUUUUUACGGAAAUAUGGGCUAGACUUUUUUAAGUAUGUCACAAAACCUUGAUCAUUAAGGAGUAUCAAGAUGUGUUUUUUACCAUUAUCAAGGUGUCCUUUUCACAAUCUAUCACAAACUGUGUGCUAUGAAGCACCAUUCUUGCUUUUAUCGAUCUUUAUAAAUUCUUACAUAUUUUGUGUUUAUGUAUUUUUAAUCAUUUAUAAAUUCUCAUUCUGUGCCUGCCAGAUCUGUUAUGAAAUGUCACGUUUUAGUUUAUUCGUCUGUAGGUACUAGAUACCAUUACUUCCCAAUUUAAUUUAAUGAUGGCAGUUUGUGUUGUAAAUGUCUUUUUCCAGUAAAAUCAAUGUUUCCUUA